Plectropomus leopardus (leopard coralgrouper) is the source of this 5099-nucleotide messenger RNA. RefSeq lists its product as uncharacterized. The record is from RefSeq and is a predicted model, not a curated record. Gene Ontology annotation, molecular function: serine-type endopeptidase activity. Gene Ontology annotation, cellular component: plasma membrane. NCBI's taxonomy places the organism in Eukaryota, Metazoa, Chordata, Actinopteri, Perciformes, Serranidae. Gene Ontology annotation, biological process: zymogen activation.
AGCUCCGCAGCACAGCACGUUGCUGUUGGCGGCGUUAGCGCACGCGGGUUAAAGAGUAGGUGGGCUAUGGCGUCAUUGGUUCAGGAAAGAUGCGUGUGGUUUGUAACCAUAGAAACGCAAGGGUGGCGUCCUCAGAUUUGCUCACUCUGGGACCUGGUUUCAAAAAUUAACGAAUCCUGGCACCCAAAACGCUGGUUCCAUGUGGACGAAACGUCCUUUUGCGGAUACACCUACACUCUUCUCCGUGUGGACAUGGCCUAAAAUAUGUGGAUUAUGUGUGUAUUACUGGCUCAUGAUAUGUAUAUGAGUUCUGGUCCAUCACUUUCCGCAGGAAAAAGUACUAACAGUACAAGAGACCAGUCUGCCGACGUUAUUCAUAUCAGAUUUAAACUUCAAAUAUAAUUCUAUGAUACCAACACAUUUGUAAACUGUCGUCACUUUGUAGGGAAGUAUCCUUCUGUGUCUGCUACUGAUGUUCCUGGAUGCUGCUACUAUGAUGUCAACACAAGCACAUGGUGGGAUUGUGCUGCAUGUGGUUGCAUUUAGGCAGCAAAAGCACACGUCAACCAAUGCUGAGGUGUUGGCAAAAGCACAUGUAGGCAUGGACUUUCAAGAUAAGAUAUUGAAAAAAAGGGGAAAAAAGCAUUACAGUAAGAUGGGAAGUGAACAGUGAACUCCUGCAUGAAAGUCCAAGGUUUGUUGGAUCCAUCCACUGCCCUGCCUGCCAGCUCUAUAGGGACCUUCAUGAUUCUUGUAUUACAUUGUUCCCAGCAACUUUUCAACCUGAUGCUCCAGCGGUGUGCAGCGCCACCAUGCAGCCACGAAAAGCUGCUUUUGUCAUUGUGAUUUUAUGCAGAAAUCAUUGCAAAAAUGGCGGUAUUUGAUGACUUCAGAGUGAGAACAGGCUGCAUGACACACACGGAAGGAGGCACAGAAAGCUGGGAGAAAAUAGAGAAAGUGUUCUUACAGUUUAAACAUGCGUGUGUGAGUGGGCAGCAAACCACAGUCGUCACUGCCUCUCCGUGUGUUUAUCAGUUGGCCUGUGACUGGAAGCUGCUGGUCACCACCUGCAUUGACCAAGAUGGUGAAACUUGCACCUGGACUGGUUUUUGUCUCUUUUAUCCUGACUUUAACGCCAACUGCUGCAGAUGCUCCCAUCAGAUUAGCUGGGUCUGGGUCCACUCGGUGCUCUGGGAGAGUUGAAAUAUAUAAUAGCAAUGCCUGGGGAACAGUCUGUGAUGACAACUGGGACCUGAAAGAUGCUGACGUGGUGUGCAGACAGUUGCGUUGUGGUACAGCACUGAAGGCCGACCAGUCAGCCUAUUUUGGUAAAGGAUCUGGACAAAUCUGGCUUGAUAAUGUGGACUGUUCAGGAAAUGAAAGUUCUCUAACUGAGUGUCAGCACACUGGAUUGGGGACACACGACUGUCAACACACUGAGGACGCUGGUGUGAGUUGUUCAGGUGUUCAAAUCAGAUUGUCUGGUACUACAUUGUGCCAAGGAAGAGUUGAAAUCAAUUACAACAAAGUCUGGGGAACGGUCUGUGAUGAUGAUUGGGGCUCAGACGAUGCUAUGGUGGUGUGCAGAGAGUUGGGCUGUGGUACGUCCUCUCUUUCAACCCAUUUUGGUGAAGGAACCGGACAAAUCUGGCUCGAUGAUGUGAAAUGUUCAGGAAGUGAAAGGUCUAUAACUCAGUGUGAACACGGAGGAUAUGGGACACACAACUGUGGACAUAAUGAGGACAUUGGUGUGGUGUGCUCAGCAAUCCUCCCAAAGCCCAGCAUCUCCAUGAAUCCUGCUGGUGAAGUGAUCUUCGGUCAUAAUGUUGACAUCACUUGUUCGGUCUCAACUCAAAGUCAGCAGCUGUUAAGUGCAACAUUUACUUUGACAAAGACUUUAGGUUCAUUCAGAAAGAACAAAAGCUCAAGAACCAACUCCGCUGUCUUUAAUAUACCUAAAGUCAACUUAGAUGACGAAGGAUCGUACCGGUGUGAGUAUCGGACAAUGGUUUCAAGUGAAGACUUGAUCUCCCCCUUAAGCCACUCUGUCAGACUCGCCGUUACUGUGAACCUCCCAAAACCCAGCAUCUCUAUGGAUUCUGCUGGUGAGGCUUCCUGGGGUCAGGAUGUCAGCAUCAAUUGUUCAAUCGCAACUCAGCAUUUAGGUGGAACAUUUAUUCUGAGGCAGACCUCCGGCUCAUUCAUAAAGACUCAAACAUCAGGGACCAAUGCCACGACCUUCAACAUCGCCCAAGUGGACUUUGACCAUGGAGGAUCAUACUGCUGUCAGUAUCAGAUGAGCGGUUCAAGUCGAAACUUCAGCUCCAUCCUCAGUGACUCUGUCAAACUGUCAGUUACUGUCCCACCUCAGCUGCCGAGCAUCUCCCUGACGUCUCCGAACGGAGGGCUGCUGUGGAGUCCUGAAGGUGCAGAAGUCACCAGGGGUUAUAGCUUUGUCAUCACCUGCUCCACUUCCUCCCGUUAUCCUGGAGGUGUUUUCUCUCUUAUCUUCUCCGGCACCACCAUCGACACCCAGCCAGCAGUCAACCACUCAGCCUCCUUUACGUUUCCUGUAGCUGAGUAUGAAAAUGAGGGCAACUACAGCUGUGUGUAUGAAGUCACGCUGUCCUCCAGGAGAUUCACUUUCACACAGGACACACUCAUUAGUGUCAUCAUUAAAAGGCCUUUGUUGCCACUGGUCUCCUUGGUAGCUGCUGGGGGUGCACUGCUGCUCCUGCUGGUCUUGGUGGUGAUCUGUCUAGUCUGCAAGAGAAGACGACGAGCCAGUCAGCCUGGAGCCCUCGUUCAAACACAAAUGGCUCUCAGAGUCAGGAACGAAUAUGGAGGUGAUGAGCAUGAGGAUGAGGAUGAGGAUGACUACGAGAAUGUUGAUGCAGUUUUUAACAAGAAGAAAUUAAAAAAAGGAGCAGGAAAAAUGGAAGAAGAGCACAGUGAUGAUUAUGAGGAACCAGAGGGUGACGAAGAUCAUGAUUACGAGGAAGCGGGCCCCGCCAAGGAGGUCUGUUUCAGAGGAGAAGAAAAAGAAGAAAGUGAUGAUGAAUAUGAUUAUGAAAAUGUAACCCAGCCAUCUGACAGACAAACUGUGGACAUUUAUGGAGAAGAAGACAUUUAUCAAAACUUUUGAGGUUUCAAAAGGCCAGCAGUGCCACAGUGGUUGCCACAGUGGAGAAAGCACUCAUUUUGUUUUGACACCACUGCAAAUAAUUUUGCAGAGUAAAAAAAACUGUUGAAGUAGUAACACCUAAACAUUGAAAUGGAAGGAGAAGACAAAUGUUGAAUGAUGCUGAAUCAAUUGUAGCCUCUGGGAAAUCAGUUAAUCAUUCAACUCUCAUUAUGUUACACUGGUAAUUCGACUAAAUCCUGAAUCUGGUUGUUUUUUAUUACAUCCGUAAAGUAUCUGUCAUCUGUUUUGGCUGUUUUGACUCUAGUUUUUUACUUACAUUUUGCAAAUAUUUCAAAGCACCAUGCAGAGUGCCCCAGUAAUUAGCCCUAAUGCCUGGGAAUGAGUUCAGCUCCUGUGGUUCCCCUGUCUCAGAGUUAAAGGUUUUUUUUAUGCGUUUUUGGGUAGAAGUCUGAAAUAAGGUCAGUGUUUAACAAAAGCUUAAGAGACUUUAACAUUUUGUUCUACGACACAAAUAUGCAGUAAAUAACCCCAUGUACUUAAAAGCCUUGCUGUGCCUUAAAAAAGUGGUUCCUAAGUGACUCAAUAAGGCAUCAUCAUGCCGAUUCGCACUGAACACGGCUUUACAGCCUUGUCGUGGAGGCAACAUUAAAACGUGUCACAGUGGUGUAGAUCAUUUAUAGCCUAACAUUUGCUUUUUACUUCUGGUGAUUGUAUUUAGGCUUUAAACAUACUGAAAGUGGUGUUCAUUUAUGAAGAUUAUCUUGCUGAACAAGUAAGUAUCAUAAAUGUUUGCUUGCCACAGAGCUUAUUUGCAGCAAUAAUCAAAAAUCCAAUGGAAAAAUCCCAUUUCCUACAGUAAAUAUUGUGUAUAGAGUAGAAUAGAAUAGAAUAUAUCUGUUUUGUCCACCGUUUUGAAUUAAUAUCCCACAAGAUGACAGGACCUCAUUGAGUUCAAAGUCUCAGUAAGUAAAAACAUAAAAGCUCCUCUCAGAAAGAAAGUUUAUUUCACAAUAUGCUGAACUAUCAAAUCUUUACAGUAUCUUAUUUCAAUUUUAUCACACAUAAUUUUAUCACAUAUGUCACAUAUAUAAUCACAAUCAUAUGAGAUUCUCUUUAGGCCUUGAUAGUGGGUAAAUGGCUUCAGUGCUCUCUAUGCUCAACUCAAGAUGAUACACUGUAUUAUUGUUUGGUAUGUAGAUUUUAUAUAGGGCACAAAUAUAGAGCAGAGCUCCAAAAACUGUAGUUUCUUGCAUCUUGUGACACCCACUGACACACUUUCCCUUCACAGCGAGAGUACAUUGCUUAACUUUCUGAUCUUAAUGUACUUCCUGCUAUUUCUGCUACUUUUUUAUUGAGGCAGCUUUAGUUGGAAUAGGGGUUUUUGUGACCAAAAUGUGCUAUAAGGCCAAUGAGAAGGGUUGGAAUUCUUAAAUGCAACAAAUACACAGCUUUUUUAAUUUAACUUUAGAAGACUGGUUUUAUAAAGACACAAAAAACUAUUGUUUGUAAAAUAUUUCAUUUUUUUUAUACUGGCUUACUGAACAUCAUUUCAAAUAGGAGGUUUUGUUGUGACAAAAAGGCACAAUGUGAGGCCACUGAGAAGAGUUGGGACUCUUUUGACGCAACAAAUUAAUAUCUUUAUUAAUUAAUUUAAUCAUGCAUUAGAGUCGUCAUUAGAGUACAUAAACAAGCCUUACAAAGCUACAUAAAUCACAUAUGAAUAUGAAUUUGUAGGAAUGUAUGUAUUUGGUAGAUAAUUAUUUCUAGUGGUAAAAAUCAACACCACUUUUGCAUUAUGGCCUUCGAACCCUUGCCAAAAUGACCUUAAAGUUGGCAUUAAAUUUAAGGUGAUAAUAAAAUGGUCUUAAAAGUCUUAAACUAUGAGCACACUGGGGGUACCCUGAUGUAUGUAAAUAAAGUCUUUAUAAAUAUUUUAAUAUUCAUUUAAAGGAAA